Molecule: messenger RNA, 440 nt
Organism: Dioscorea cayenensis subsp. rotundata (Guinea yam)
Lineage: Eukaryota; Viridiplantae; Streptophyta; Magnoliopsida; Dioscoreales; Dioscoreaceae
Product: V-type proton ATPase subunit e1-like
Exons: 3
Coding region: 79-291 (70 amino acids)
Biological process (GO): proton transmembrane transport
Cellular component (GO): proton-transporting V-type ATPase, V0 domain
Molecular function (GO): proton-transporting ATPase activity, rotational mechanism
Source: RefSeq, a predicted model, not a curated record
GGGAUGACCCAUCGGAUUCUCGAUCCAUCAUCUCCAAGGCCUUGCACUGCGCUGUGCGAUCCCUAGAUCGGAAUCGCCAUGGGUUUCCUGGUGAUAACGCUGAUCUUCCUUCUCACCGGCGUCCUCGCCUCCAUUCUCGUCCGCCUCUGCUUCAGCCGCGGCCCUUCCACCAAUUUGCUUCAUUUAACAUUGGUUAUUACGGCCACCAUUUGUUGUUGGUUGAUGUGGGCAAUCGUCUACCUUGCUCAAAUGAAGCCUCUCAUCGUUCCGAUCCUCAGUGAAGGAGAGUGAUACUACUCCCCAACAAUCAUCAAGAGAAAUUGUUGUAAGCCCGAAAAUACUUUCAUUUAGAACCAGUGGAUUUUGCUACUGCUGUGAUAUUAUUUACUGUCUCAUAUGAUUUCCUUUGAUAAAUAAAACAUAUGACCAGUUUUAUCUUA